UGAGCUACAGAGUAGCCGGCCGGUGGCCUCGCUCCGAUCUACCGGCCAACUAGUAAGAGAUGAAUUUCUCGAGCCUAUUGCGCUGGUGGGAGGAGUGGCAGCUGCGCAUCCUCGUCCUGGGCAGCCUCUUGCUGCAAUUCCUGCUGAUUGUCGCCAGCAGGGUGCGCAGCGGGCGCCCAACGUUCCCGUUCAGAUCGUGCGUGUGGCUGGCGUACCUCGCCUCCGACGCGCUGGCGAUCUACGCCCUCGCCACCCUCUUCAACCGGCACAAUAAGCUGCCCAACAAGGGCGGCGACGGCACCAGCAACAGCAACGGCAACCUGGAGAUCCUGUGGGCGCCCAUCCUCCUCAUCCACCUCGGUGGGCAGCACCCGAUGACCGCGUACAGCAUCGAGGACAACGAGCUGUGGAGGCGGCACAUCGUGACCCUGGUGUCCCAGGUCACGGUGGCCAUCUACGUGUUUUGCAAGUCAUCGUGGCCCAGAGGCGACGGCAUGCUGCUGCAAGCGGCCAUACUCCUCUUCAUCGUCGGGAUUCUAAGAUUCUGCCAGAAGCCAGUGGCUCUCAAGCGUGCGAGCAUUGCAAGCCUGACGACCUCUUGGGCGGUGUGCCCUCCAAGGCAAGCACACGGCGGCGGCACGAAACUCGGCAAGGUCUCGGAAUGGUUCUUCACCGACUUGGCAACGCUUUCAUCGUUACGGGAUAGAGGAGAAAUACGAAAGCACCAAGAGGAUGGCCUUUCUCUCCAAGACUACGUAGAGGAAGCAAAGAAGCUAGUGUCACCCAUGAAGAAAGAAGGAGAAGGAGAAGGAGAAGAAGAUGCUGACAAGCGGUAUGAGCCAAACUUCAUGAGCAUUAGCUCGCUCUUUGUGGACCAAUCGGCUCCCUAUGCUCGACGACUUGGCAUCCUGCGGUAUUUCCUCAAAGUCCAUCGCAGGGGCCGUGCGUAUCAUGAUUUGAUGAUCGACAUCAAUUUAGCAUUCAAGCUAUUCUACACCAACCUCAAAGGGACGCUGAGUUUCCCUGGUUUGCUUCUCAAGCUACUGCUCACAUUCCUGACCAUACCUCCCAUCGUGCUCUUCGCCAAGACCCAUAAACAACAAGGGUUCCCCAAGAGUGACGUCGUGGUGACGUAUAUCCUGCUGUGCAGCACAAGCCUGCUGGAGUUUCUGUGGCUCUUCUCUUUCCAACAAGUUGGAGUCAGCGGAUGGAGCAACAAGGUUGCCCAGCAUAACAUCAUAUCCUUCUGCGCUCAUGAAAGCAGCAGCAAGCUUAUGAAGCUGGCCUCACAAUUCAAUGAUGAGCUUGAGGCUUACAUUAGCAAGCACCGGUACACCUGGCAAGAAUCUGAGUCCAAAUGCAUUGAGAUCACAAACUUGGUUAUCGAUCAUGUUAGAGAUGGGUGGAUGCAGUACAUCCAUGACGGUGCAAGCUACAAGAGGUUUAACAGUCUCAGGGGCCAGUGGACCAUGACCAGGCACGAGAGGAGCCGACGCCACCUGCAGCUGCAGCUACGGUGGAUCUUACACCUGCCAUUCGACAAGAGUGUCCUCGUCUGGCACCUAGCUACCGAACUCUGCCUUCACCACCCCAGAUCAUCCCAAGGGGUCGCCCAAGCCAAAUACCCCACCCGACUCAGCAUCAUGAUAUCCAACUACAUGAUCUACCUGCUUUUUGUUUGUCCGGAGAUGCUCGCGCCGGGCACCAGGCAGGGUCUUUUCUUGACCACCUGCGAUGACAUCGACCUCAUGCUCAAGCAGGCCGCCGACAAUAAUCCUCCGUCGUGGGAUCAAGGAAGCAUUGCGAGAUGGAUUCUUCGCGUCGCAAAGUUCCCUUGGGCUAAUGCUGAUAGUAGGGAGACACUGGUUCUAAGAGCAUGCAAGCUUGCUGAACAUCUGAUGGAGGUGCUACCCGACGAGGAUGAGCGGUGGCAGGUGAUCCAAGGUGUGUGGGUGGAGAUGUUAUGCUUUUCUGCAAGCAGAUGCAGGGGGUACCUGCACGCCAAGAGUAUGGGUGAUGGAGUGGAGUUCCUGACCUAUGUGUGGCUCCUCUUGUCGGAUAUGGGGAUGGAGACCUUUGCUGACAAGUUCCAGAUGCCCGACCUCGAGCUUGUCCAAGAACAACGACAAGAAGAAGAAGACGACCUCCAGGUUGUCCAAAAACAAAAAGACGACGAAGAAGCAGCAGCAGCUACUUCCCAGCCACGAGUUGCGGUGGCACCUGAUGAGGAGAUCGUGUAACAACAUCUAAGAAGAAAGUUUUUUUAAAAAACAUCUCGGAAGAAAACACGUAACCCCCUCCCCCACUUUUUUUUUUCCAUCCCAACUUUCAUUUAUGGUCAUUUGUUUCUUUUAUGCUUUGGUGUGCAUGCUUUGCUUUUGGCUUCACUGUGACAUUCAGGUGUGUGCUCAAGUUCCUGUUGUGCAGUACAUCUGGUUGUUCAAGCUUGUCUCUGACUAUUUAUGAUGAAUAAUGUAUAAGGAUUUGA
Molecule: messenger RNA, 2488 nt
Organism: Panicum virgatum (switchgrass)
Lineage: Eukaryota; Viridiplantae; Streptophyta; Magnoliopsida; Poales; Poaceae
Exons: 2
Coding region: 60-2240 (726 amino acids)
Source: RefSeq, a predicted model, not a curated record